GAUGGCUAGCUUCAAGCUUCGCAUCGACCCGCAAGAAGUCACUUUUCGGGCUCCUGGGAGCGACUCCCACCAUGGUGGCGAGGAAAGUGUGGAGGACAUCAAGUGCCAGCCUGACCUCCUCCCUGUUCCACCAUUACCCGACGGCCCGCGCAGAUGGGGAACGUUCCAUCUUUUGGGAUACUGGAUUGCUGAAGCUUUCGGUUUUAGCCAAUACCAGGUCGCCUCUUCAGCAGUUGCUGGCGGAUUGUCUCCAGGUGCUACCAUUGGGGCUGUUUUUCUCGGCCACGUCCUUGUGUCUAUCGCCUGUGCUGCUAGUGGAUGGGUCGGCGCUACCUACGGCAUCAACUUUCCUGUGUUCGCUCGAGGCUCAUUCGGGAUCAGAGGAACUGCAAUCGCAGUUGUGUGUCGUGCAGUUGCCGCCAUCAUAUGGUUUGGGACCCAAACGUAUCAAGGUGGCCAAUGCGUCCAGGUCAUGGUUGGCGCGAUCUGGCCUUCCUUCAAGGCCUUUCCAAAUCACCUUCCCCCCUCAGCUCAUGUCACUUCGUCACAGCUCCUCUGUUUCUUUAUCUUCUAUAUAAUUCAGCUUCCGCUAUUGUGGAUCCACAUAUCCAAGCUGCGAUACCUUUUCGCAGUCAAAGUGGUCAUCAUGCCAUUUUUUGGGUUCGCCCUGUUCGGCUGGGCAGUCGGACGCGCCCACGGAUUUGGCCCCAUAUUCAAUCAAGGUACUCAUGUUACCGGCAUGCCAGUGGCCGUUGCCUUCUUUUCCGCUAUGACAUCGGCUAUCGCUCCUAAGGCCACUCUCGCUUUGAACAUUGCGGACUUUACUCGCUAUGCAAAAUCCCCGAGAGCCGUGGUGUGGACUAAUAUCAUCUCGUUGUCCAUCCCCGUCACUCUCUGCGCGAUCCUAGGCGUCGUGGUCACUUCUGCGACGAAAGUAAUCUACGGCGUGUCUACCUGGAACCCUCUCCAGGUCGCUGAGCUGUGGGACAAUCGCGCUGCAGCAUUCUUCGCGGCUUUCUGUUGGUCUCUUUCGGUCAUCGCCACGAACAUAUCUGCGAACUCCACAGCAGUAGGCAAUGAUCUUGCUAUUUUGUUCCCGAGCUUCAUCAACGUGCGUCGAGGGCAGUACAUAUGUGCUAUUAUCGGCGUUGCUGCGUGUCCUUGGAUGAUCCAGAACUCCGCAAAAUCGUUCACCGCAUUCCUCGGCGGCUACUCCAUAUUCUUAGCGCCAGUCGCGGGAAUCAUUCUAUCUGACUACUAUAUCCUUCGUCAUCGUUACUUGGACAUACCCAACUUAUACCGCAAGGCUUCCUCGCCUUACUGGUAUACCGCUGGAUUCAACUUGAGGGCUGUUGCGGCUUUCACGCUUGCCCUGGUACCCAACUUACCUGGUUUCGUGGCCAAAGUCAACAGCAAUCUCGACAUUCCAGCUGGGGCGUCAUACGUCUUCUCUGUGGUAUGGCCCCUCGGUGUCGUCGUUUCCGCUGUCCUUUAUCUCCUCUUCAAUGUCAUCUGGCCGACGAUCAAUAUUAAACCGAUUGUGUCCGCCGAGGCCAUCGACGAGACCGCAUCCCAGAGCUUGUACGGAGAUGAGAAAAAGCAACCGCUCUCAGUCGAUGGCAUUUGACCUCGGAUUCUUCUAUUUGCUCUCCUUUGUUCAUCGUUUUGCUGUGAUAUGCUCUGGAUUUUAGAUUUUACCGACACGUUUUGGAGGUUCUUGUAUAUUGUGGUUGUGUAUUAUUGACUCCUACUAUCAUAGAUUUGUCUGAAUAUCAUCUAUAGGAUUUUGCCGCAUC
Molecule: messenger RNA, 1796 nt
Organism: Heterobasidion irregulare TC 32-1
Lineage: Eukaryota; Fungi; Basidiomycota; Agaricomycetes; Russulales; Bondarzewiaceae
Product: Nucleobase cation symporter
Exons: 16
Biological process (GO): transmembrane transport; nucleobase transport
Cellular component (GO): plasma membrane
Molecular function (GO): nucleobase transmembrane transporter activity
Source: RefSeq, a predicted model, not a curated record